This is a messenger RNA of Camponotus floridanus (Florida carpenter ant), 2409 nucleotides long. It is a transcript of the gene singed, whose product is annotated as protein singed. NCBI's taxonomy places the organism in Eukaryota, Metazoa, Arthropoda, Insecta, Hymenoptera, Formicidae. Gene Ontology annotation, cellular component: actin cytoskeleton; cytoplasm. Bases 421 to 1995 code for a protein of 524 amino acids. The transcript has 8 exons. Gene Ontology annotation, molecular function: protein-macromolecule adaptor activity; actin filament binding. Gene Ontology annotation, biological process: actin filament bundle assembly; establishment or maintenance of cell polarity; cell migration. The record is from RefSeq and is a predicted model, not a curated record.
UUGCGCGGCGGGCCUCAGUAGCGUGACGAGCGUCGAUUUGUGCGGUCCCCGUUUCUCGCGCUCCUCUCGCGUACGCCGGUUCCUUGCUCCCGUCGUUCUGUCUCGUCCUGCGACUUGCGUUUAUCUUCCCUGCUUACGCGCGCACCGUCUUUAUCUUCUCGCAGUCCUACGCAUCCUUCGGCGAGACCGAGGCGCGGCCGAAUCCAGUCGGAUCGAAUAGUGUCGAGCCGGGACGGGACGCGCGCGCGUGUGUGCCAUCGAUACGCUCGACCGGACCGGAGCGUCAAGGAGCCAACGAUUGAGGGAAGCAGGACUUCUUCGCGGAAAGUCAGAGAGAGAGAGAGAGAGAGACGUUGAGAAAUUAUUUUAAUUUUGUAACUCGAGUAAGAGCGACCGAGUUCGUCCAGCUACGUCAUUACGAUGCAGAGCAACGGUUCGGAGAAUAUAGGAUCUGAGAACGGUGUCGAUAAAUCGGGAUGGACAGUUGGAUUGAUAAACGGGAAGUUUAAGUAUCUAACGGCGGAGACAUUCGGUUUCAAGAUCAACGCCAAUGGUUCGAGUUUGAAGAAGAAGCAAUUAUGGACUCUGGAGGGCAGCGAGCAUCAGGUUUUCCUUCGCUCGCACUUGGAUCGAUACUUAGCGGUCGACCAGUUUGGUAACGUUACAUGCGAAAGCGAGGACUCAUCGGAUCCAGGAUGUGCUUUUCAAAUACAACUCGCUUCUGAUGGCAGUGGACGAUGGGCGCUGAAGAAUAUUCAGAGAGGCUAUUUCUUAGGCUCGAGCCAAGAUGAAUUGAAGUGUACCGCUAAAGCUCCAGGCGAGGCGGAAUACUGGCUCGUACAUCUUGCCGCCAGACCGCAGGUGAAUCUUCGAUCGGCCGGAAGGAAACGUUUUGCGCAUUUGAGCGCAACUCAAGAUGAGAUUCAUGUGGACGCGCCGGUGCCCUGGGGUGAGGAUACUCUAUUCACGUUGGAAUUUCGUCCAGCGACCAUGAGCGACGACGAUAGUCACAAGGAUCGUGCUAAGUCUGAAGGUGGUCAUUACGCGCUACAUACAUGCAAUAAUAAAUAUCUCGCACGUGACGGUAAAUUGUUGGACGCUUGCACGCGAGACUGUUUAUACGCUGCGGAAUUUCACGCCGGUCUUCUCGCGCUUCGAGAUAUUCAUGGCGCAUACUUGGCACCCAUUGGAAGUAAGGCCGUUUUAAAAUCAAGAUCAACGACCGUUACACGCGACGAGCUUUUCUCUUUAGAAGAAUCUCUACCGCAGGCGUCAUUCGUCGCGGCGUUAAAUCAACGAUACGUUUCCGUGAAGCAAGGCGUCGACGUGACGGCCAAUCAAGAUGAAAUCUCUGGCCAUGAGACAUUCCAGUUAGAGUUUGAUCGAGUGACGAAACGAUGGUAUGUACGAACGAUGCAGGAUCGUUACUGGAGCCUGGAAGCCGGUGGUGGUAUCCAGGCAUCCGAUCACAAGCGCUCGUCGAAUGCACUCUUCGAUUUGGCAUGGCAAUCAAAUGACGGUACGGUCGCGUUGCGCGCAAACAACGGCAAGUUCCUAGCGACCAAGCGAUCCGGUCACCUCUACGCGAACGCCGACUCGUUGAAUGGCAAUGAUUCCGAUGCUGCCAAGUACUACUUUUACCUGAUGAAUCGACCUGUGCUGGUGUUGCGAUGCGAACAGGGCUUCGUCGGACCCAAAAGCGCGGCCAGUACCAAGCUUGAGUGCAACAAGGCCAUCUACGAGACGAUACGUGUCGAGCGGUGCGAACGCGGCGUGAUCAGAUUUAAAGGACAAAACGGGAGAUACUGGCAUGCGGAUAGCGAAGGAGUUACCGUAGAUUCGGACAUGCCAUCCGAUGGAUUUUAUCUGGAGCUGCGUGAGCCGUCACGGAUCUGCAUCAAGUGCGUGGACGGCCGGUACCUCACCGCGGGCAAGAACGGCGCGUUGCGUUUAGGCGAGUCGGACUACGAGUCCGCUACGAAGUGGGAGUUCUAAUGUGGGCAAUAUAUAUAUAACAUAAAAAACGUGCAACGAGCAAGAUUUGUACUCCACUGCCUCCUCAGCUUUGGUCGUAACUCGCACAGUACCGUAUCCCUUCGAAUAACAAAAGAUUCGCAGUUUGGGUUAAUUCCCCUGUGGCGUACUUAAUUAAUCGAGCAUACCGCGUCGAGCAAUCAGCAUAAAGUUAACAAUAUCUCAAUAUACAAUUUUAUUAUUUCAAAUCUUAGUAAAAUAUUUCCUCAAUAUAUUCAAGACUGAUGCGAUAAACGAUUUCUCCAAAAGUGUAAGACCGGCUUGAAUACUUUUAUAACUGUCUAGGGUCUAUUUUCUAUAUAAUACACAAACUUUUAUAUCUGUAUAUUGUAGGUAACUUGCCACGUUGCGAGCUCAAUAUUAUAUCUUUCUUGU